AACUUUCCUGUCAGUCCAGGAAGUGCACAUGUGAAGAGAGGAGAUGCAGCGUCUGACAGCGAGAGGAGCAUACUGACAGCACGAAACCCACAAAAAUACUCAAUUCAAUUGUGAAGGAGCUACGAGAAACUUCACGAGAAGAACUCUCGCACGAAAAGACAAAUGGACCGCUUCUCGAAGUGACUUAUUUUCAAAGGUGUUAUUCAUGUGCACACGUAGUGGGAACAUCACAGGGGAUGAGUGGCGAGUUUGGAAGAAGCAGAGAUGGGACACAGGGGAGUUUCAGGACAAGUACUGCGAAGCACCAGAACUCAGUGGCUAUUCGUGGAGAGGUAAAGAGGCAUAAUGUGGCCAAAGCCCAGCUCAACAGACUCCAAAAACUGGUGAGAAAUGUGAGUGAUCAGCAACUGAAAGCCAACUUGAUGGUUUCUCUGAACUGCUUACAAGAAUGUGUUAUGAACAGUCAAGAAUGGACUCUUAGUCGCACUACACCUGAAAUACGAGUGGGUGUUGUGGGUAACAUUAAAAGUGGUAAAUCAGCCCUUGUACACCGAUUUGUUACAGGAUCCUACCUGGCAAUAGAAGCACCAGAAAGUGAUCAGUUUAAGAAGGAGAUUAGUGUGGAAGGGCAGAGCUACCUUCUGUUGAUCAGAGAAGAAGCUGGAGCGCCAGAUGCCAAGUUUGCUAACUGGGUGGAUGGCGUCAUCUUUGUGUUCAGCCUGGAGAAUGAGGCAAGUUUUCAAGACAUGUUCCAGUACUAUGCUCUUUUGGCAAACUAUCGGAGUGUCUCAGACAUUGCUGUGGCCCUGGUGGGGACUCAAGAUAAAAUUUGCUCCAGCAAUCCAAGGGCUAUAGAAGAUAUGCGAGCCAGAGGUCUGUGUAAUGACAUGAAGCGGUGUAUGUACUAUGAAACCUGCGCCACUUAUGGGUUAAAUGUGGAUCGAGUGUUCAGUGAAGUUGCCCAGAAGGUACUAGCUCUAAAGCGGCAACAACAGCUACUAUCAUGCAAAUCAUUACCCAGUUCACCAAGUCACUCUGGAGGCUCCCUUCCAUUAUCAGUACAGACCAGUAAUGGUGGACCGGGCAAUGACUACUCAUCCUCCUUACCUUCUACUCCGAAUAUCAGCCACAGAGAGCUUCGUAGUGAAGUGUCAAUUGGAAUCAGCACCCCGGGGUCUCUCCACCGUGGAGCGAAACGUCGCACAAGCCUUUUCCCAAACCGAAGAGGAAGUGACAUGGAGAAGAGAAGCUUUGACAGUCGAGGUGAAGUCAGUGGAAUUGGUCGAGCUUUGCCAAUUAAGCAGAGCUUCUUACUGAAACGUAGUGGCAAUUCUUUGAACAAGGAGUGGAAGAAGAAGUAUGUGACUCUGACCAGCAAUGGCAUGCUGCUCUACCAUCCUAGCAUUAAUGACUAUUUGCAUAGCACUCACGGGAAGGAGAUGGAUCUGCUGAGAACAACAGUAAAGGUGCCAGGGAAGAGACCACCAAGAGCUAUUUCGGCAUGUGGCCCAUCAGCCAGCAUCAAUGGCUUAUUGAAAGACGUGAGCAGCCCAUCGGUGAUGGACGCACCCAGUACCAAGCCUCCAACGACAAAAAGCGGUUCUACUGGAGAUGUGAUUUCAAGUCCAUCUAGCAACAAGGAGCCCCCACCCUCUCCAAUGAGUGACAAAAAGAAGAAUAGGAAGAAGAAGAACAUAACUCCAUCAAAGACAGAGGGCUCAGCAGGCCAAGCAGAUGAAGAGAACUUUGAGUUCAUCAUUGUAUCUAGUACCGGUCAAACAUGGCACUUUGAGACCAGCAGCUUUGAAGAAAGGGAUUCUUGGGUUCAUGCCAUAGAGAGCCAGAUUCUUGCAAGUCUUCAGUGCUGCGAAAGCAGUAAGAAUAAGGCCCGCAUGGAUAGCCAAAGUGAAGCUGUAGCUAUUCAAGCUAUCCGGAAUGCUAAAGGGAAUAACUUCUGUGUAGACUGCAAUGCUCCAAAUCCCACCUGGGCUAGUUUAAACCUGGGAGCCCUGAUCUGCAUCGAAUGCUCAGGAAUCCAUCGGAACCUUGGUACUCAUCUGUCACGUGUGCGCUCCCUGGAUCUGGAUGAUUGGCCUCUUGAGCUGACACUCGUUCUAACUUCUAUUGGCAAUGAAAUGGCCAACAGCAUCUGGGAGAUGACAACUCGGGGUCGAACUAAACCAAACCCUGACUCCUCAAGGGAGGAGAGAGAGUCAUGGAUAAGAGCAAAGUACGAGCAGCGGUUGUUUUUAGCUCCAUUAAAAAGCCCUGGUAUCCCAUUGGUGAAGCAGCUCUUCAAAGCAGUUCAAGACAAAAACCUUGCCAGUGUCUUACUUCUCCUUGCCCAUAGCAACAAGGAGCAGAUCAACAGUGCCACAGGAGACAGAGAAAGGCGUACCACUCUUCAUUUGAGCUGUGAGCUACCACAUGUGGUCAUCACACAACUGCUUGUCUGGUAUGGCAUUGACGUAAAGGCCAAGGACAUUAAUGGUCACACUGCCCUCUUCUAUGCUAGAAGAGCUGGAAGUCAAGAGUGUGUGGACAUCCUUCUCCAACAUGGGUGCCCCAAUGAGCCAACAAGUUCUAUGAGUACCCCUAUUCUUAGGAGAAAAAGCAGUUGUACCAGCAUUAUAAGAACUGAUUCCCGGACUGCCCUUGUAUAGCCAGCCAUAUCAUUCACUGGCAUAAGAAAGCUGGCAUUAGAUCAAUGACUGUUGCCAGUGGAAGCUUGUCUGGUUGCUCUUCCAUGCUAAUGUGUAAUUUGUCAUACAAAAAAAAAAAGCAAGAGUCCAAUGUAUAUACUGAUGGUGUAUGUAUAUUUUGAAAGAUGCAUUUGGAUUAAUGCCAGCCAUCUCAAUGAUAUUUCCCCAUUGUAAUGUUUUCAGCUUACCCCCCUCCACCCUUGUUGCUGUGAUCCAGCAUAGCAGUAUUCAAUGCCUUAAUUCUUUCAGAACUGAAAGAACAGUAAAACUGAACAGUCCCCUUUCUUCAAUGUUUACAGCAGGCAAUCCUAGCUAAACAUAUGCGCAAUGCACCAGUGUAACAGACAGAUUCAGUGGUCAAGGUGGCCAUUUUUAUACAUCCUAGAUUACUGCUAUAUCUAAGAAUGUACGAAUAGGUGCGGAGGAGAAAAAGCAAGGAACAUACUAAAUUCUUAGGCUCCUAAAGGUUUGCACUUUUAUAGAUGAAACAAAAAGAAAAUUAUGCAAUGUAAUACCGUGUAUCAACAUUAAAGUCAUAGAUGAAGACCAAACUCAAAAAUAUUUCCACUUCUCCUUGAAGAGACCCAGUUGGUUAUGGAAACUUAUUUGCAGACAAUGCUCCACGGGAGAGAAGAUCGCAGAUUAGCUCAUGUAAGUCAAACCAGAGACUUCUUCAAACUGAAGAGUGUCUUCAUUUUCGAGCACUCUAUGGUUUGCAUAUCCUAAACUAGUUUUCAGAAGAAAAUUAUUUAGGCUGACUCUGAUGGUCACAAUAGUAAGGGAAUCAUGAUCAUACAAUAAGACUAAUUUCCACCCACACGACUCCACAUAUUUUGUAGCCAUCCAGUAGAUCAGGCAUCCUCAAACUGCGGCCCUCCAGCUGUUGUAAAACUACAACUCUCACAAUGCUCUGCUGUAGGCUGAUACCUGUAGGCUGUUCGGGCAUGCUGGGAGUUUUAGUUUUGCAACAGCUGGAGGGCCGCAGUUUGAGGAUGCCUGCAGUAGAUAAUCACUGAAAAUGCACUUGUGAAUAUAUAAUUUUAUUCCCUAUGUGCCAUGAUAUAAAGGCUCUACAAAUACUUUAUGUGAAGGACGUUUAUUUUGCCAUGGAUUAAUGUGUGCCUCCUAAUAAAAUCAGAGGCAAAAAAAGGUACAGUCAGAGGUGUAACUUGAAGCUAUUGAGCCACAAUACAAAAUCUGCAACAAGACCCCCCCCAACCUGCCAUUUGCCAUUUAUAACACUUGGGAUCCUUAGGCACGAGGGUGUGAAAUCAACUGCUACGGUACUUCUGCACCCCCAUAUAGAUACAUCACUGGGUACAGUUAGGAUCCAUAGCAGGCCAGGGGUACCCCAUUAUAGGCUGUAUUACAUGCACCCCUAAUAUGACAAUGUGCUUUGGCUUUAUACAAUGAAAUUAUGGAUUAUAUCAGUAAACAGUAACUAAACUUUUAAUGAAGUAUUUUUUAAAUGUCCCAAAUGCCCUAAAAAUAAAUUGCCAGGAUUAGCUGGGAGAGGCGGCUCCUGCCUGUGCCUGCAGGACACUUAGCUUAGCGAAGCAGGCACAGGCAGGAGCCCACUACGCUCAGCUAGUCUAUCUUUAGUAAAAAGUCAAAAUCAAUAAAUAAAGUGUAUUAGAAAAGAAUAUUUUUAGGCAAUUUGGAACAUAAAAAAAAAAACUUGCUUAAAAGUUUAGUUACUCUUUAAUGUCCAAUAUUGUACUCCCAUAAAGAACAUCAAAAUUGUAGCAAGUAUCAAUACCUAAGGUGCUCACAUUAUUUAGACUGAAUUGCACUUCUCUGGUGGUGCAUCAUCUCCAAUGAAGACAAAGGAUUGGACAUGCUGAAAUUCAACAUUCCUGAUCCUCUUUUCUCACCAACAUCGGUCGAAUAUCUUUUUUUUUUUAAAUCAGAUCAUUUUUAUUGACAAAGCGACUGUAAUCAUACAGCAAAAAUACAAACAUCGAGGUACAAUAAAGUAAAGGUACUACAACGUGCAAUAAAACAUUAGUUUCAUUUUACAUAGCAGAUAGCGAAAACCACCUGCUUGCCAAAGAAAUCAUGGCUGUAAGCUUAUGCUCUUAUUUCUUGCUUUAAUUAAUUUUUAUUUGAAAAAUUAAACCUGCUGCGUAUGCGCACCAGCUUGGCACAAGGAGCAGCAAACACCCCCCCUCCCUCCCUCUGUGCAGUGUCCACCAUGUUGGUAGAUAUAACUAUAGUUGACCUCAACCUACCUAUGUAACCCUAAAACGGGCACAACAUUGACAUAUUAUCUUGCACCCAGAGCCUCAUAAAAUCUUGUGAAGCCAGACCAUAUUGUGUAACCCAGCAGUCCCAUUGUUUCCUAAAUUUCUUGAUAGCCCCUCUCUUUUUGUAUAUACCCCUUUCCAACCCAACCAAGGCAUUGACGGACCCCACCCAUUCUUGUUUAUUCAGGCCGAUGGGCUGGAUCCAAUGUUUUUCAAUCAGACGCCUAGCACAAUAAAGUGUCUUAGCAAUUGCUAGCUUGCACCCCUCAUCUAUCCCUAGCUCCUGAACAUAUCCUAAUACACUAAUCACCAGUUCCCUUGGGGUAAUAAUAUUAUAUCUAUUAUCUAUGGUAUCAAAGACAUCUGUCCAAAAUACCCUUAGCUCCCUACAGAGCCACAGCAUGUGAAUAAGAUCUGCGUCCUCCUCUAUACAUCUAGGGCAACAUCGGUUGAAUAUCUAAUGUACAUUAAAUGGUUAGUUGGUCAGUUCCACCUUAAUCAACAUGUUCACCUGACCUUAAUCUACUGUGUAUGGCCACCUUGACAGACCAUCCAAAAUGGAAGUCCACAGAAGAAUACUGAAGACAGCAUGUGGUCUGUAGGCCAGAUGUAGACUUCUGCAUGAGCAUACUGUAAAUACCAUGAUGGCUGAACCAUAGUCAUGGUUACAGUAUCCCUUAGAUAGGCAUAGUGUCUGCAAGUUACCAAUAGAGCUGACACUUAUAGUGCCGAAAAUGUGCAAAAGGCUGACGUGAGAGUGUCAAGGGUCUGUCCUUUUAUUGUGUAGCCCUGCACAUUUGAAAGGUCAUUGAGCAUUGUUAUGUUACGUAUUUAUCCUAGAGACAAGUUCUAACUAAAAAUCUUGGAAGAAAUACUGUAGCAACAAAGGAAUUCUUGACCAAAUUCUAAAUUUUUCCAUUUUGGUUUUACUCAUAGAUUGACACAUUGCUUUAUGGAGCUUCUGUCAAUACAAGUAGUACUGUACAUAUUAGAGGGGUUUGUACAAUUGCCACUGCCUGUGCUACUUUCACACUAGCGUUUUGGCAUUUCGUUUGUGAGAUCCGUUCAGGGCUCUCACAAGCGGUCCAAAACGGAUCAG
Messenger RNA from Bufo gargarizans (Asiatic toad), 6047 nucleotides. RefSeq names its product ArfGAP with GTPase domain, ankyrin repeat and PH domain 2 (gene AGAP2). Gene Ontology annotation, cellular component: nucleus. The record is from RefSeq and is a predicted model, not a curated record. The transcript has 17 exons. Gene Ontology annotation, molecular function: GTPase activity; protein binding; GTPase activator activity. Bases 237 to 2663 code for a protein of 808 amino acids. Lineage: Eukaryota; Metazoa; Chordata; Amphibia; Anura; Bufonidae.